Rotaria sp. Silwood2 is the source of this 243-nucleotide messenger RNA. NCBI's taxonomy places the organism in Eukaryota, Metazoa, Rotifera, Eurotatoria, Philodinida, Philodinidae. The record is from the annotation of a GenBank genome assembly.
AUGAAACGCCAUAUAUAUACAUUUAUACAAGUGAUUGCUGCAUGUUUAUUAAUUACAAUAAAAAUGACAAAUUUUGCAUUUCUUUUUCCACUUAUACUCAUCUUACUUGUACCAUUUCGAAAAAUGUGUCUUCCAUUUAUUUUUACAGAACGUGAACUUUCUGAGCUUGAUGGUGAUGAAGAACCGGGUAGUACCUUUGAUGAUGAAAUUGAUUUUUAUGGCCAAGUUCAUUUACCAAUUUGA